Molecule: messenger RNA, 2206 nt
Organism: Thrips palmi
Lineage: Eukaryota; Metazoa; Arthropoda; Insecta; Thysanoptera; Thripidae
Gene: Slu7
Product: pre-mRNA-splicing factor Slu7
Exons: 9
Coding region: 268-2043 (591 amino acids)
Biological process (GO): mRNA splicing, via spliceosome
Cellular component (GO): spliceosomal complex
Molecular function (GO): pre-mRNA 3'-splice site binding
Source: RefSeq, a predicted model, not a curated record
CGACUUCAGUUCGAUAUAUCGUGUCGAGGGCAGUGGUACUGUUUUGUUUUGGUUAGCGGUGCACAACGUUUGUGUUUGUGACAUUUUCUAGUUUAUUCAGCUUCAGGGGUUUUGUUAUCACUAGCCGCAAAGCAAGAAUUGGCGUCAAAUCCGAGGAGAACGAAAUGUCAUCGCGACACCUGAGUCAGAUCGCUGAUUAUCGUCUCUGAUGGUGUCAUAACCUCUGAAUUGAUACGGAUAUUUUGAGAAAGACGACGUUCUGAAAUCAUGGAUCCUCCGAAGAACGUUCCCCUUUCUUCUAUCCUGAAAAGCAAAGAAGAGGCCGUGGAAGAUGACGAGCCCAAAAAGAAGUCCAGGGAGGACUGGAGGAAGGCCAAGGAGCUGGAGGAGAUGCGAAAGGCUGGAACAGCACCAGCUGCCGUCGACGAAGAAGGACGUGACAUCAACCCUCACAUUCCGCAAUACAUUUCCGCAGCUCCCUGGUACUACGGCUCUUCUGGUCCCACUUUAAAACAUCAACGGCCUCAACCAGAGAAGCAACAAGAAUUUUCAAAUCUUCACGAGUGGUAUAAAAAGGGUGUUGAUCAGACGAAGGUAGUCACCAAAUAUAGAAAAGGCGCUUGUGUUAACUGUGGAGCAGUCACUCACAAAGCAAAGGACUGUAUGGAGAGACCUCGUAAAGUUGGUGCAAAAUACACUGGGGCCAAAAUCGGCUUCGAUGAACAUGAGCAGCCCAACCUUUCCCUUGAUUUUGAUGGGAAACGUGACAGAUGGGCAGGUUAUGACCCUUCAGAACACAGAGCCAUUGUUGAAGAAUAUCAAAAAAUCGAAGAGGCUAAAAGAGAGAUGAGAGCUCAGAAGCUGAGCGAUGAAAAAGAGGGUGACUCAAAAGAGCCUGACGACUUGGAUGAUGAUGAUGAAGAUGAGGAUAAAUAUGUGGAUGCAGUUGACAUGCCUGGUACAAAGGUAGACAGCAAACAGAGAAUUACUGUCCGUAAUUUACGUAUUCGAGAAGAUACGGCUAAAUACCUUAGAAACCUGGAUCCUAAUUCUGCAUAUUAUGAUCCCAAAACAAGAUCUAUGAGGGAUAACCCUAAUGCCGGCACUUCCAAAGAGGAGGAUGAUGAGUACAAAGGUGAAAAUUUUGUGAGAUUCACUGGAGAUACAGGAAAACAUGGGGAGGCACAACUGUUUGCUUGGGAAGCAUAUGAACGAGGUGUUGAUGUGCAUCUUUUGGCGGAACCAACCAAACUUGAAAUGUUGGAACGAGAAUAUCAGCAACAUAAGGAAGGCUUUAAAGGGAAAGUGAAGAGUGAUGUACUCCAACGGUAUGGAGGAGAAGAACACCUUGACGCUCCACCUAAAGCUCUUCUCUUAGCACAAACUGAAAAUUAUGUUGAGUAUUCUCGUACAGGAAAAAUUCUCAAGGGUGCAGAAAAGCCAAUUGUCCGUUCAAAAUAUGAAGAGGAUGUGUUCCCCAACAAUCACACAUCUGUUUGGGGUUCCUUUUGGAAAGAUGGCCAAUGGGGAUACAAAUGUUGUAAUUCUUUCAUCAAGAAUUCCUAUUGUGUUGGCGAUGUGGGUCGUAUGGGGAAGGUUGAAGUACUUCAGGCUCAGCCAGAAACCAGUCAUGUAGAAACACAGGAGAGUGAUAAACAGAACGAAGAAAAGAGUAAAGAAGAAAGCAGCAGUAGUAGCAGUAGCAGUUCUGAUUCAUCAUCAGAAAAUGACUCUGAAGCUGAGAAGAAAGAAGCUAGGAAGAAAAAGAAACGUAACAAGAAGAAGAAGCGAAAGGAAAAGAAGAGAAAAUCUAGAGCAGAUAAGAAGGAUCAGAAGGAGGAGUCUGAAGAAGACAAGUUAAAAGCGGCUCUGAAGCGAGAAGAAGAACAGCAAAGGGAGGCAGAGCGUCUCUUGGCGCUGGAUGAAAGGAAGAGACCAUACAACAGCAUGUAUGAGGUGAAGAAAAUAUCAGACGAAGACAUGGAAGCGUAUUUAAUGAAAAAGAGAAGAGAGGAAGAUCCCAUGGCACAAUUCCUCUCAUAGUUUUAUUGUUAGUUAUUUCAAUACCCCUUUCCUCCUUUUUGUUUUUGAAUAAAAUACAACCAUCAAGAUGAAUCGAAAGUCCUUGGAAUCAAUUAUGUGUCUGCUUUUGUAAAUAAAGGAAAACAUGACUGUCGACUUUUGCGCAAUAAAUUGUCAAACUGUG